This is a messenger RNA of Drosophila teissieri, 1605 nucleotides long. RefSeq lists its product as uncharacterized. The transcript has a single exon. Lineage: Eukaryota; Metazoa; Arthropoda; Insecta; Diptera; Drosophilidae. The coding region runs from base 1 to 1605 and encodes 534 amino acids. The record is from RefSeq and is a predicted model, not a curated record.
AUGAGCAGCAACAAUGGCAACGAUCAUUCGCAACAGCAGCCGGUCACAUCAGUUGCAUCCACAGCUGCAGCAGCAACAACCACUGCCAAUUCGGAGGCUAAUGCAGCUGGAUCCGGAUCCGGAUCACAGACAUCGCGACCUGCAACGGCGCCAGCAUGCCCCAGCAGCAGCAACAAUAACAACAACAAUAAUGCCACCAGCAGCACCAGCUUCUACAGGGUCAACCUGAGCAACACGCACAGCAGCAGCAUCAACAACAACACCAGCUGCAGCAGCAACAACAAUCACCAUGAGAGCAACAGCCACAGCACAUUGGUGGUCAACACCAGCAGCACUGCAACUGCAGGAGCAGCAGCAGGAGCAGGAGCAACUGCAUCAUCGGCCAGCGCCAACAACAAUCACAUCUAUGUGAAUCCGCACAGCUACGACAGCAGCACCACCGGCAGCGCGAGUGGCUCCACGGCAGUGAUGCUGCCACUGCCACUGCCACUAAGUCUGCCGCUCAACCUGCCACAUCAGCCAUCAGCAGCAGCUGCAGCGGGAUCAGGAUCAGGAUCGGGAUCAGGAUCGGGAGCCACAGGAGCAGCAUCAGUCGACGCGCAGCAGCCACUUGCGUUGGGCGGCAGCAAUACGGGUGCCAUAAGUCGCAUUGGAACGCUGACCGGAACGGGCACCUCCACAUCCACCACCCUCAGCACCCUGAAUACAUAUCUGUUUCCCUGUGGCGCCGACUCCGCCAGCAGCUGCGAUCUGGACAGCAACUUCAGCCAGAUGCUGGGCGCCGGCAGCGAGGGUGGCUGCAGCAGUUCCCUCAGCCAGACGACGGCGCCUGCGGUUGCGGGUGCAGGAUUGGGAUUGGGCGUGCAGCUGGGACUGGGCUUCAUCAACAGUCGGCGGCGCAUCAGGCGGCUGUUCGGUGUGGGAGAUAUGGUGCCGCCGGUGGCCACGCCCACGCCGUAUGCAGCCGCCCUCCGACGGCGCAGUUCGCAGCUGGUGCAAAUGACCAAGAAGCGGGAGAAGGAACUGGAGGAUCUGGAGCAGCAGCAGAGAAUAGCCACGGUGGCAUCGGCAAAUGCCGCCUUCCUCGAGCGCCGCGAGCAGCAGCAGCAGCAGCAACAACAUCUGCAACCACAUCUGCAACAGACGCAGCAGCAGCAGCAGCAGCAGCAGCAACAUCUGCAGUUCGCCUUCAAUCCCUUGCAACCGGAGGCGGGGAAAAAGAAGAAAAAAAAGCCACCUGGACCGCCGGCGCACACGAGACAGCAAUCGUCGCGCACCAUGGACGAUCCCAUGAUGAAUCGACCCAGGAAGAGCACACCAGUGGCCGGCAAGAAGAAGGACAAGGGACCGGAGAACCCCUAUGAGAAGUACCCAUCACCACCAAAAAUCCAAAAGCACCCACCGCUCUUAAGCCUCACCUAUACCAAAACCAAAAAAAUCGAAAUGAGAAAAACAAUUAUCAAAAUAUUUCUGAAAAUUAUGCGGCAAAACAAGUGCUUCUAUUACCAUUUGAUUUACGCCAUUUGCUGCCAUUCGUUUGAUUUUCUUGCUUGUAACGAUUUGAAUAAAACGAUUAAGAUUACCUGCAAAUACAUAGUAUUUUAA